Messenger RNA from Peromyscus californicus insignis, 740 nucleotides. RefSeq names its product transforming growth factor alpha (gene Tgfa). The record is from RefSeq and is a predicted model, not a curated record. Bases 123 to 602 code for a protein of 159 amino acids. The transcript has 6 exons. Gene Ontology annotation, biological process: positive regulation of cell population proliferation; positive regulation of mitotic nuclear division; epidermal growth factor receptor signaling pathway. NCBI's taxonomy places the organism in Eukaryota, Metazoa, Chordata, Mammalia, Rodentia, Cricetidae.
CCGCCCGCGCGCCGGGGGCCGGCCCUGCCGCCUGCGCCUUUUUCUCCGCGCUCACCGCGGCGGCGCGCGGCCACUAGCCAACCGCAGGGAGCGCGGUGGCUGCAGCGCCCUGCGCUCGGAAGAUGGUCCCCGCAGCCGGACAGCUCGCUCUGCUAGCGCUGGGUAUCGUGUUAGCUGUGUGCCAGGCUCUGGAGAACAGCACGUCCCCCCUGAGUGACUCUCCCGUGGCCGCUGCUGUGGUCUCUCACUUCAACGACUGCCCGGAUUCCCACACUCAGUUCUGCUUCCAUGGAACCUGCAGGUUUUUGGUGCAGGAGGAGAAGCCAGCCUGUGUCUGCCACUCUGGGUACGUGGGUGCUCGCUGCGAGCAUGCAGACCUCCUGGCCGUGGUGGCUGCCAGCCAGAAGAAGCAGGCCAUCACUGCCUUGGUGGUGGUCUCCAUUGUGGCCCUUGCUGUCCUGAUUAUCACCUGUGUGCUGAUCCACUGCUGCCACGUCCGCAAACACUGUGAGUGGUGCCGUGCCCUCGUCUGCAGACACGAGAAGCCCAGCGCCCUCCUGAAGGGAAGGACCGCUUGCUGCCACUCUGAGACAGUGGUCUGAGGAUCCCAGAGGAGGAAUUUGGCCAGGUGGCCUACGGCGGCCCACCGAUGGAAAAGCUUCUUGGGACACCACCACCGGCAGUGCCCAGGCACCUGGGACCUUCCCCUCAGCGCACAAUCGCCUGUGCAGGCUUCUGUC